This is a messenger RNA of Ostrea edulis (European flat oyster), 1166 nucleotides long. RefSeq names its product prion-like-(Q/N-rich) domain-bearing protein 25. The transcript is spliced from 9 exons. Lineage: Eukaryota; Metazoa; Mollusca; Bivalvia; Ostreida; Ostreidae. Bases 75 to 1166 code for a protein of 363 amino acids. The record is from RefSeq and is a predicted model, not a curated record.
AAUCUUGUGAAUCACACAGACAAUGUACAGGAACUUAUGGGGCACGGGAAUGCAAGGUCAUCGCUGGUAUACAAAUGUGUCACUGUCCGGAUAAUUACACAGUUUUUCGAAACUUUUGUUUAAAAGUUGGGUCAGUCAUAGGGGAGACGUGUACAUUAAAUGCAGAGUGUACCGGUACACAAAAUGGCGGAAGAUGUGUCUACAGCGAGGCUACACGGACUCAAACAUGUGCCUGUGAUGAGGAUUUUCUAACAAAUGGUUCAUAUUGUUUACCAGUCAACAAAACGCUUUUUGAGACUUGUGAAGUAGAUGAUCAGUGUAAUGGAACGUUGGGUUUGGGGAUAUGCAGAACAGUUGGUGAUAGAAAGAUGUGUGUCUGUGGAUCUCAAUACAUAGAGGACAUGACUUCCUUAACAUGUCACAAAGGUAGUCGACGCCUUUUCCAAUCUUGUGAAUUCCACAGACAAUGUACAGGAACUUAUGGGGCACGGGAAUGUAAGGUCAUCGCUGGUAUACAAACGUGUCACUGUCCAGAUAAUCACACAAUCGUAAAAGACGUUUGUAUAAAAGUUGGAUCAGUCAUAGGGGAGACGUGUACAAUCAAUGAAGAAUGUACCGGUACACAAAAUGGCGGGAGAUGUGUCUACAGCGAGGCUACACGGACUCAAACAUGUGCCUGCGAUGAGGAUUUUCUAACAAAUGGUUCACAUUGUUUACCAGUCAAUAAAAAGCUUUUUGAGACUUGUGAAGUAAAUGAUCAGUGCAAUGGAACGUUGGGUUUGGAGAUAUGCAGACCAGUUGGUGAUAGAAAGGUGUGUGUCUGUGGAUCUCAAUACAUAGCUGACAUGGCUUCCUUAACAUGUCAAAAAGUUGGUAGACAGCUGCUUGAAUCCUGUCAGUAUUGUGUGCAAUGUAACGGGACUACACAUGCAACUGUGUGUGGAUUGUUUGGAAACAGAUCACUAUGCUUUUGCAAUAAAGGCAUUGUUGAAUCUAAUGGGAAAUGUACCGAAGGCGGAUGGAAUGAAGAAAUAAUAUAUCGAUUUAUAUUUGUCGGAGCAGGCGCACUUCUGUUUGGAAUGUUUUUCUGGAUUGUAAUACUUGUUCGUAAAUGUAGAAGAAACCUACUAUCCAGAGGUGGAAGUUGUAGUAUUACAUUUCCUUAA